CGGGUUGCCGAACACGCAGUUGGUGUCGUUUUUGCGUUCCCAAAGUCACAUGGUCACCCGACGAAAAUCAUAUUUUUCUAUUUUAUUGUAGUAUAUAGUUUUUAACUUAAUUUACAAAUUUGUUUUAUCCGUUUUUAAUUUAAAUGUUGUAAUUUUUAUCGUCGUCGGUGAACACAAAUAUCAGUGGAUUUCGACAUCUUGCUGUAAUUGUCCAGAAAAAACACGGGAACAUUUCUCGAAAAGUAUGGUUUAAUUUUUUAGCAAGUGUUACUAAAAGUAUUCCGGUCGAGAAUUUCGUGUUUAAACUCUCAUCGUUCUACGCAAAACAUGUCGGAGUAAAGCCGUACGGUAUAGCCGAUAAAUUCGGUGUUUUUUUUUUUUUUUUAAACAUUCAUUAUGAACAAACCGGUCACACCGACAGUUGCCAUGUCUUCGAAAAACGUGUACAAUAAAGAGAACAUACGGACCAAAAAGCAUGUACCCAACGAAGAAGACAACGUCACAAGUAAAGCCGUACCGAAUGAAGACAAACUGCACGAACUGAACAAGUGCGAAGAAGGCAGCGAAAACGAAUAUGUGGCUGACAAAAAAAAAUUUGUCGAAGCACCAUUACCAAAAACCAAUCCGUGGACUGCCAAUAUUAACGCUGCAAACGUAGUUCGUCCUAAAGAAGUCGGCAAAGAAAAAGACCCGGUGGUCGGCGAAAAACGGAUCUUGCAACCGCAGCAACAAGCUUUAUGUGACACUUCAAGCAGCAAAUUAUUGAAUAACAACAACAAUAAUAAAUUCACAAAGACUAAGAAAAAUAAAGAGUUAAAUAGUAUUGAAGCAUGGCCGUCUUUGGGCAACACUCAAAACACAGACAAAAAAAAUACUAUACAAAACGACUUACCUUUAAAUAACGCCCAAAUAAAUGUACCCAAAGUAUCUAAUUCUGUGUCUGCAAAAGACGCACAAACGUCGACCAGAGAAAUAACGCCUGGUAGAAAAUCCUGUCAAAAAUUGAAUGGAUUUCGAAAAAACGAAACCAGUAAUUAUUCUCAGACAACCAGUGAACAAGAAAAUGGAACUAAUUCCGGUCAUUCGUCAUCUAACGAAUCUAAUAAUGUUGAGAAGAAAAAAAAAGUAAAACAUUCUAAAUGGACGCCGUUAGACAUAGAAAUAUCCAAGGAAAAUAGUUAUAGAAGUCGAUUGUCAAAAUACCGUAGGGAUAGAUCAGGCGGAUACGAAAAAAGUACGAAUCAAAUCAGAAAUAAAAAUAGUCGCAAAACGCCCGAUACGUCAGAUACGGCCGUUUCAGAUUCUGAUAAACGCGAUGGAGGACCGAUGCGCUAUCUACGGCCCCAGCGGUUUCGUAAUAGAACACAUGAUGAUGAAGCGAAAGCUGGGUUCCAAAAAAGUUUAGCCGAUGGAAAAAAUGUAAAUUUUAAUUAUAAAGGAAGUGAUGUGUUAUAUUCGGCUCCAUCCCGUGUGAAUUAUAAUCAACCUUAUUGUGAACUAGUCCCGUUCAUGACUUAUCCAGUCAUAAACGAACAAACUGUGAUUAAUCUCCUCAAACAACAGAUAUCUUAUUAUUUUUCUACAGACAAUCUAUGUAAAGACACAUUCUUCAGGUUUCAUAUGGACGAUGAUGGUUUCGUGCCUGUGACUUUUAUUGCAUCAUUCAAACGCGUCCGAGAACUUAGUCAAGAUGUUAGCCUCGUUUUGAAGGCCAUGAUCGACAUGGAGGAAUUAGAAAUCAAAGGUCAUAUGGUUCGAAGUCGAAACGAUCCUACCAAAUGGCCAUUGAAAGAAAUUCCACAACAGUUUUUGUUUAAAAACAACUUAAGUGCUCAACAUCCGUUAUUUGCUCAUCCCAUGGGACCCCCUUCCAUAGUGCCAUUAAUAUCGCCAGAUUUAAUGGUGAAAAAUUUGCCGGCGCCACCUCCUAUACCUAGCGUUCACGUUGUUCCGGAUCCACUGACUAUGAAUUUAAAUCCAGAUGUGCCGGAAUUUAUUCCAAGAAGCGGGCCCACUGAAUCAAAGACUGACGAUAACUGUGAUAGAAACGACUGUCAACAACAGCUCGCUUCCAAUGACGACUCGAAAACUGUCGAUAAAUGUGUUGAGACUUCUGACUUAUCCAAUAACAAUACUGCUGCAGAUCAAGAUUCUAGUUCUUGUAAUAAGAAAAAGUUGGAUCGUUCUAGUGAAAAAAUUACCGAUAUCGAAUGUUUAGAUAAUGGAAGUAGCAAAGACGAUGACUUAUGGAAAGAGGUGAAAAGGCGCUCGAAAACUAAAAACAAUUCUAUUAUGGCAUCAGAAGUGCCGUAUACAACUGUAGCGACAUCUACAAAACGUGACACUCAUGCCGACAAACAUACUUCUAGUUCUUGGGAUCUCGGUUUUCAGUUUGACGAGGACCUCGCCGUAGUUCCAUCAGGAAAGAUAAACAAGUUUAACGACGAUCCUUUAGGUUCUGAUAGCGAAUCGGAUUACGAAGACAAGGACGAUUUUGAUGACAAAGACCUUGACAAACUGAUGAUAAUCACUCAAAAAGCGAUUGGACGGCCACCAAAACAAGAAGAUCGUUCCCAUGACAAAACCACUCGUGUGAAAAUGACGCAAGAUCUUGAACACGCUAUUGAUCUAGGCUUAAGGUUAUAUGAAGAAGAUUUGUGGCAUUCUAACUCCCCGAGUCAGUCUUCUUCGUACAAAACAGUAAACGUAGUCACUCAUGAGGUAUUUGAAAAGCUUGUGCAGAGAGCUCCUAAAAAAGUCAAUCAAGUUCCUCCACCACCUCCGCCUUCAUCGCUAAAUAUUAAUAACUUAACUGAAAUCGUAGAAAGUUCCGAACAAAAGGAAAACAAAAACGAAACUCUAGGCAGCAAAUCCAAUACAGGAACUCAAACUGCUAAAGUCAAGUUUGAAGUUCAUAAACCAAAUCGCCGACAUUUCUAUGGAGAUAUCGAUGAAUCUUCAGGAUAUAGAAAACGAAGUCGUUUUAACACGGAUAGCGAACAUCAUGUAGGUUGGGUGUUGGAUUCUCGAGCACACACAAGACAGCGUACAACAUCAUUCAAUAAUAAUGCGACAUUAGGAUCUAGCCCGAGUGAAGGCUAUUUGUCUAGCACUCCACAAUCUUUACCAACUUUCCAUCACCCUUCUCAUGCUUUGCUCAUGGAAAACAACUUCACUCAACAAGCUUAUCACAAAUAUCAUUCGCGCUGCCUGAAAGAGAGAUCAAGACUUGGACCUGGAUUAUCUCAAGAAAUGAAUACAUUGUACAGAUUCUGGUCGUUUUUCUUACGAGACAAUUUUAAUAAAAACAUGUACAAAGAAUUUCAGUCUAUGGCCGUGGAAGACGCCAUUAGCGGUUUUAGAUACGGACUAGAAUGUUUAUUCCGAUAUUACAGUUACGGCCUUGAAAAAAAAUUCCGGCCAGAAUUGUAUAAAGAUUUUCAGGCGGAAACCAUUAAAGACUAUGAAAAUGGUCAACUCUAUGGCCUGGAGAAAUUUUGGGCUUUUCUGGAAUACUACAAAUACAGUAAAACGUUACAAGUAGACCCGAAACUAAAACAAUACCUUAACAAUUUCAAAACUCUCGAAGAUUUUCGUAAAGCGGAAGAACAAUUACCGAAAGGCGAAGGCUAUUUGGACGCUUCCAUGAGAAAAAUGGCUCGUAUGAAACGCCAAAGGAGUUAUUCGGAAAACUCCACUUUGGACAGAUUGAAAAUGGCUUCAGAUUCGGUUCCGAAAACUUCAGCCACUACUUCUAACGUUCCAUCCGUUAGCAAUGAUACGAACUGGCGAAAAAAUACAGCUACACCUAGAAGAAGAUAUUUGUCUGUCGGCGACAAAACGGGAGACUUAAAGUCUGCUAAAAAUCAAUCUAAGGUUAUGUUUGAAUUGAAAAAUUCAAAAGAAUCGUCAACCAUACAAGAAAGCUCAGAAUCGCCGAAAAAAUGCAAUUCCAUCGAAACUUGUUGAGUAUAUACAUAUAUAUAUAUAUAUUUAAUUAUUUAGUUAAAAAUUAAAAAAAAAAAAAAAAAAAAUAUAUAAUUAGAAACCUUGUUAAACCAAAUUUGAUUAUUACUAUAAACACAUUUUUCUGUUGUUUUUUUUUUUUGUAACAAGAUUUUUUUAAAGUCUAGAUUAACACAUCUAUUGAGACAAAGGACACAUAGGUCUAUAUUAUUUUAUUAAAAUUCUUUGUAUACUUUUUAUAUAUAUAUUUUCAAAAUGUUCAGAUUAAUCUGUUGAAAUAUCAACUCGGAAAUAUAUUGACACGCUAACUUAAAAAAAAAAAAAGAAGCUAUUUCAUAUUUUAUAUAUAUAUAUAUAAUAUAUAAUUAAAAUCAGGAAAAAUUUUAAAAGACUGAAUAUUAUUAAUUUCGCUAUUUUGUCUUGAUACAUAUUUUUUCUACUGCUUUGUCCCAUCAGCUGUGAAAGUAUUGUAUACCAAUUCUAACUUAUUCUUUUUGAAAAACCCUAGUCAACGCGGCUUAGUAAAUUUUAAUAGCAUUUUAUGUAGAAGAUUUCUGAAAUUGUCUGUGUAAGACCGAAACUAUAAUUUUAUAAUUUCUUAAAUGAAAAAAACUAUUUAUAAAAAAAUAAUAAUAGCAUUUACUCAAAAAAAAAAAAAAAUUGAAAUUUCAUUAUUAUUACUAUUAUUAACAUCAACAACAAAAAAACAGUACAUAAGAGUGUUUUCGAUUUUUAUUGUUAAUAUAUAUAUAUUUUUUUUUUUUUAACGUUUAGGUUUUAAUCGCCAUGUAAUUUUUUGAAAACAUUUAUUCGCUAGUGUAGUCUUAGUCGUGGGGUCGGGGCUCUACAUAUCUCGUAUAUUUAUUUUUUAUCGUUCCAACAUUUGGAUUAUAUGUACAUAAUCAAUCUAACAGUUUGCCAUAAAAAUAAUAUAUAUUAAUAAAAUGUUUGUAUUUUAUUACUAAUAUUAAAGUCGUCAUUGCUUGUUUGUUCGAGCGUGACAAGACUCUUAUCACAGGGUUUUAUAGUCUUUUUAUAUAUUUAAAUAGAUCGAUUCGUAUGCAUGUGUGUACAUAUAAUCGAUUUUGAAAGCUUGCAAUAUAAAAUAUAUUAUAAUAAAACCAGAACAAUUGAUUACCUCAACGCUGUUUUGCUAUAAUAUAUAAAUAUAUUAUAUAUAUACACUUUUUUUUUUCUUAACCAGUUAUGGUCAUAAACAUUUACGAUGAAAUUGUUGUUAAGUAGUUGUUGUAGUUGUUUAUUCAUUAAAAAUUAUUAUUUGUAUUCAUAUUAACCAACUAUUUAUAUAUAUAUAUAUUAUAUUAUAUAUUUUUUCUCUCUUAACGUCAUAAAGGCAGUCUGUCAUUGAGUGAAAAAAAAAACAUGUAUCCGAAAGCAAAUUUGAUAUUAUUGUGUUCAGUGUACUUUUUCGUACUAAUAUUAGUAUAUAAUUUAAAAACAAAAUUUGGUAAAUCCAACCGAUGUUGUUUAUUUUUCCAAUUACAUAAUAUAUUAUUUUUAUUAUAUUAUUUUUUAAUUGUACGUAAGUUAAAUGUAUUGUAUUUUUCAAUUUAUAUAAUAAGCAAUUUGAACGGUUACUCCGUAGUCGCUUUUUUCAAUGGUUUAGUAUGGCAGUACCCGUUGAGUCCAAAUUUGUUUAUACUGACUUCUCUUUAUAUAAAAAAAAAAAAUUAGUUCUUUCAGUUCUUGUUAUUUUUUUUUUUCUUUCAAAAAUGGCACCGUCGUUAUAUUUUGAGUGAUUUACAUUGUGUACAAUAUUUUUAAUAAUUUCAAGUCGAACGUCAUCUUACGUUUUUAAUAUACUUCAGGUGAUCAUAUGUUCUAAGUAUAAUAUUUAUUUUUUAAGUGUUUAAGUUUGUUAAAUGCUACUUUGCUGAUAUAGUUUGGUAAUAUCAUUAUUUUUAUAUUAUAUAUAAAUAUAAUACACAGUAGUAGUAUAUACUAUACAUAAUUAUUAUUAUUAUUAUUAUGUUCAACUACAUAAUAUAUUGUUCUUAAUUUUUGUUUGUGUAAAAUAGUAAUCGUAAUCUUAUAAAACGCAUUGUGUAUGUUUAUUUUUCCUAUGCCUUUCGAUUAAGUUGAGCAUCGUCGUCAGCGAUGGUAUUUUAUUCUUUUCAAGUACUUUUUAUCGCGGUGUAUUAAAAAUAACAAUUUAUAAUAUAAUUGUUUUACAUUUU
Messenger RNA from Adelges cooleyi (spruce gall adelgid), 6164 nucleotides. RefSeq names its product la-related protein 1 (gene larp). NCBI's taxonomy places the organism in Eukaryota, Metazoa, Arthropoda, Insecta, Hemiptera, Adelgidae. Gene Ontology annotation, biological process: mRNA stabilization; positive regulation of translation. Gene Ontology annotation, cellular component: cytoplasmic stress granule; cytosol. The transcript has 20 exons. The record is from RefSeq and is a predicted model, not a curated record. The coding region runs from base 397 to 3969 and encodes 1190 amino acids. Gene Ontology annotation, molecular function: RNA cap binding.